Messenger RNA from Brassicogethes aeneus, 3141 nucleotides. The record is from the annotation of a GenBank genome assembly. NCBI's taxonomy places the organism in Eukaryota, Metazoa, Arthropoda, Insecta, Coleoptera, Nitidulidae.
AAAUGAUUGACCUUGCAUUUAAUAUUAUAUUUUAGUAUUUAAAAUGUGUUUAUAGUAUGUACUAUUUAUUUUUGUUAAUUUUAUUGUAAUUUUUAUUAAAUGAUUUAUUUCUAUAUAACAUGGAUUUAGAAACGUUUGCUUUAUUGCUUAUUGAAAAAAAUGAAAUUAUCCAUUACAAAUCAAAUAAGGAAAAUGUAAGGAACAUUUAUUUAAAUCUCUUUAGAGAAAGAAAUCAAAAAAUAAGUUUUUGGGAACAUCUUAUGGAAAUGUGGAGUUUUUGGUAUAUUGAUCGAUUCACCAAAACAAUAAUUCAUUUUAAUAAAAACUGGAUUGAUUAUUUGAAUUGCAAAGCACAUGAAAUCAUCGUUGAAGAUCAAAUCAGCGAAAAAAAGUACAUCACAGAUAAAUCUUGCAAAUUGUGCGCAACUGAGUUUUCAAGUAAAUUUAAAUAUUUGUCUCAUAAGGAAGAUCUAUCUCAUCGAAUCAGGAUGCAGUAUGUAACAAACAGGUCAAGCCUAAGGCAAUCAAAUAAACUAAGAGCAGAAAUACAGAAAAAUAAAUCUACCGUGGGAGUAAUAAAAGGCGAAUUGAAUCAAAACAUCGAUGUCCAACUGAAAAUAGAAAAUAUCUCAAAUACAAACAUAUUACUUAUUGAUGUUUUUAAAGUAAAUAAUAAUUUAACGGAAAUAGAGGUGUGCCGAAAUUAUCUAAAUUUACCAUGCAACUUGGAAAAACAUAAACAUAUUUUGGUACCUUUGAAGGGGUUCUUCACAAACAGCAUGGAUAUUCAAAUGCCGUUUAUUAUUGUGGCAAAAAAUAAAGCACAAAUAACUCAAGAAUUAUUGGUUUUUGAUGUACCUAUUGAAAUAACAUCCGAAUACUCGAAUUUAGCUAAAGACGAAGGUUACGACAGCAUGAUAAUGGAUAAACCAAGCCCUCCCACAACUCCGGUUAAAUACAAUCUUAGAGAACGUAUUGUACCUGGAGUUGCGCUAGUUAGAACGGCUAACAACAAAUACAAACAAACGGUUACCUUGCUUCAAUACGAAAUUCCUCAAUCAAUUGUCCAAGUUCUACGUCAAGUUUUGCGAGUGUGUCCAGAUUUUCAUAGGAGAAGUUACGUUAAUGAAUUUUUGCAAAGAGCUAUUGCCAAAGACUUUUUCUAUAUUUCUCCAAGAAUCCAGGAACAAAGCUACUGUGAAACUUUACACACUCUCCUAUAUUUAGAAGAAGCUCAAAUGAAGGUUGAUAUAAAAGAAUAUAAUAAUAUGUCAACCCUUACUCAUCUACAUGGAACAUUUUAUUUGUUGGAGGUAGCAGGACUGGCCGAAGCAAGACCUUCUUUACUAAUUGGUGAUUCUGUAUAUUUAAAAGAAUCUCCCGGGAGCAGUACAAAGUACCAAGGAGUUGUUCACAAGGUUUUGGAAACUGCUGUUGAACUGGGAAUUGAUUCUAGAUUUGGAAGAAUACAUUUUAACAAUACGAAAUUCUUUGUAGAAUUUGGUUUUAACAGAAGACCGUUAAAAGUUACACAUCAAGCUGUAGAUUUAAUAAAAAAACAUAAUAUAGCUUCUUAUUUUUUCCCUGAAACUAGCACUAUAGAAAUUAGAAACACAUCGUCAUUGGUUUACUUCAAUAAAAACCUUAACCAGGAGCAAAAAUUAGCAGUUCAAAACAUAUUAAAUGUUAAGGACGUGCCUUAUUUGUUAUUUGGUCCACCAGGUACUGGAAAAACGUAUACGUUAGUUGAAGCAAUCUUACAAGUACACAAAACGAACAACAAUUCAAAAAUACUUGUCUGCACCCCUUCAAAUGCCUCGGCAAAUGAAAUCACCAGCCGACUAGCAAAAUAUUUACCUCAAUCGUCGCUAUUUAGGUUAUUGGGUUCAAUUUAUGGCCAUGACAAACAAAAUACAUUUAAGAAUACGAAUGUUAAUAAAAAUGGUGAAUUUUUUAUGCCGUCGACCAAAGAAUUACUUAAAUACAGAAUUUUGUUAACCACAGUUGUAACUGCGGCAAGGUUAUUAAAUGGUGGUAUUCCUGAUGGACAUUUUACGUAUGUUUUUAUAGAUGAAAGCGGUUAUGCCACUGAAACUGAAACUCUUAUACCAGUGGCGGGUUUUUUGUCAAGUGUUAGAAGAAGAAGCAAAAUCACUGGCCAGCUGGUUUUGGCCGGCGAUCCUAAACAACUGGGCCCGAGAAUACAUUCAAAUUUUGUAAAAUUUUGUGGACUCGGUAUAUCAAUGCUCGAACGACUGAUGACAACCUGCAAUCUAUACGCAAGAGCAGACUAUAAAGGAACAUACAAUUCGAAAUACGUAACUAAACUAAUAAGGAACUACAGAUCGCAUCCAGAGAUUUUGAAAGUUUCCAAUGAACUAUUUUACGACGGGGAUCUCAUUGCAAUGGGAAAUGAGUAUAUUGAAGUUUUUUCGAAAUGGAAUAAUUUGGGAAAGCGUGAUUUCCCCCUACUUUUUCACGAUGUCGAAGGCGAAGAUAAAAAAGACAAAGAUUCCCCUAGUUAUUAUAAUAUUCAAGAGGUAGAAGUGGUGAUGGAUUAUUUAUCCAAAAUUUUAAAUCAAAUGAUCGGUGGUGUUAAAAUUAAACAGGAGCAUUUAGGAAUUAUAUCUCCCUACAGAAAACAGGUUUUAAAACUCAAACAAGCCUGUAACCGAAAGAGCUGGAGCAAUAUUUUAAUUGGUUCGGUAGAGCAAUUUCAAGGAAAAGAAAAAAUGAUAAUUAUUAUUUCUACAGUAAGAUCCAAGAGCAGUAAAAAUUUGCAAAACUUUGACCAAAAAUUUCAUUUGGGAUUUUUAAGAAAUCCAAAGAGGUUUAACGUUGCCAUCACUCGUGCUAAAGCUCUUUUGGUGGUUGUUGGAAACUCCAGAGUAUUGGAGCAAGACGUGAAUUGGAAAAAACUUUUGGAUCAUUGCAUGAAAAACAAAUCGGUAAUUGGUCAUAUCAAACCUUCGGCUGCUUACACGUUAAACCCAGAUGAUAUUUAUCGAUUAAAUAUCAACGACGUUGAUGUGGAAGAUGUCGAAUUUCCAUUCGAUAAUAUAUAAUUGCUAAAUAUUUUUUUAUGUUUUUAUGUGGAUUUGAAUCUUAUUUUAUAUUAAGUAAUAAAAAUUUUACUAAAGA